CGUUUUUGAUUUGUACAGCAUCACUAGCAGCACUUUUCAUUCUACAUUUCUUUCACCACCACGUCUCAGAGAAUGCGGUCUGCUUCCGCACUGUUUGCGACCAUUGUGUCGUCGACCGUUCUGGCGCUGCUCGUGCUCGCGGUCUCCAUGCCCGCCGCCUCCCCAAACUUUUUCGCUGACGCUGCGACCGAGUGCGGCGUCAACCGAACCACCUGCAGCAAGUGCGUCGACUCGACGGACUGCGUCUGGUGCAGCGCCAUCAAGGAGUGCCGCAAGGGCUCGGAGAUUGGCCCGUCCAAUACCACCGGCUGCAGCGGCAACGACUGGCAGUGGAAGCAGUGCGACGUCUCGGGCCAACUCUUGGUCAUUGUCAUUCCGUCCGUCAUUGGUGGCGUUGUGCUCAUCUUUGGCAUCUGGCUCUACUGCUGCUGCCGUCGCCGCUCAAAGCGCAACUUCCAAAAGUACCUCGAGCGCGUCGAGACCGACCAGCGUCGCCAGCAGGAGGAGCGCAUUGUUCGCAGCGAAGAGCGCCGCUCCGAGCGUCAGGUCAAGACGGACGCCAUUCGUAUGAAGUAUGGCCUGCUCAAGGACAAGCCUGCGCCAGAUGCCGCUGCCGUGUAACAAAACCAUCUGGUGUUGGUUUUUUGUUUGUUUGUUUUUGAAUGUUCAUCUUUGUGUCAUGUGAUGGAGAAGAUGAUGCCACAGGCGUGAUUUCAAAGUGGCGUGUGAAUGUAUGGUUGUGGUUGAUUCAACCCAGUUGUCGCAAAAAGCGGUGUUUCGUUUUUCUCAUUGGAAAACAACAAUAAAAUAAAAAUCUGCGUUUUUUUUUUCUU
Capsaspora owczarzaki ATCC 30864 is the source of this 833-nucleotide messenger RNA. RefSeq lists its product as hypothetical. Gene Ontology annotation, cellular component: nucleus; cytoplasm. The coding region runs from base 73 to 621 and encodes 182 amino acids. Gene Ontology annotation, biological process: protein import into nucleus. NCBI's taxonomy places the organism in Eukaryota, Filasterea, Ministeriida, Capsasporidae. The transcript has 2 exons. The record is from RefSeq and is a predicted model, not a curated record.